Rhagoletis zephyria (snowberry fruit fly) is the source of this 800-nucleotide messenger RNA. RefSeq names its product cytadherence high molecular weight protein 1-like. The record is from RefSeq and is a predicted model, not a curated record. Lineage: Eukaryota; Metazoa; Arthropoda; Insecta; Diptera; Tephritidae.
AUGAAGCUGUUGCUCAGGAGGAGAAAAAAGUUGAAUCAACCAGCUCUCAGGUGGAGCAAUCGGUUNACCGUUCAGGUGCGACCGCUGGUGCAGGAGACUCACCUCAUUACGCCUCAAACUCCCAAGUCCGGUGUGGUCACUAAGCAACAACAUGAAGCUGCUGCUCAGGAGGAGAGGAAAACGGAAUCAACCAGCUCUCAGGUGGAGCAAUCGGUUUCAAAUCAGUUUACCACUUCAGUUCAGCAGCAACAGCAGCCGGCGCCCUCAGUGACCACAUUUGAGCAGACUGUACAGCAGCAGCCAGCUCAGCCAGCACCUGUCGUACCUUUGGCCCCUUAUCCUCAGCCAUCGGUCAGUUCAACCAAUGUCCAGCAAACCAUUGCCGAGCCAGUGGUCUUCGGAAGUAAGGUGCAGACCAAGUUCGUUCAGGAGGAUGCACUUCAGCAGCAACAGCAGCAGCAGACUGGUAAUUCAGUCGCUUCUUCAAGCUCUUCUUCAGUCGGUGAAGAAGAGGUGGAGGCCAAAGUUGAGGAGGCAGUUCCGGCGGUAGUGGUGGCUCCCACGCCAAUCGAGGUUCCAAUUGUCAGCUUCACCACCACUACCAACAAUAAUAAUGUUGAUAAGAGCGACAACAACCGAGUUGAAAGCAGUGUAGAGUACGCUCAGGAGGUGGAAGGUUCAACUGGUUCAACUGGCUCAUCUCAAGAAGAGCCAAUUGUGGAGUACAACAAACUGAAGGAAAAACCGCAGCCAGCAGUUCCUCAACCUCAACCUGCACCUCAAUACAAGCCCCUUCCUCA